This is a messenger RNA of Bombyx mori (domestic silkworm), 2403 nucleotides long. RefSeq names its product fused lobes (gene FDL). Gene Ontology annotation, cellular component: plasma membrane; lysosome. Gene Ontology annotation, molecular function: beta-N-acetylglucosaminidase activity. Lineage: Eukaryota; Metazoa; Arthropoda; Insecta; Lepidoptera; Bombycidae. Gene Ontology annotation, biological process: protein deglycosylation; glycosaminoglycan metabolic process; carbohydrate metabolic process. The record is from RefSeq and is marked provisional.
AAUUGACUACAAAAAUUUGAUAUGACAAGCGGUGUGUGUGUUUUUUUGUGAAUUUGAUUCGCUGUCGUCUCCAUUAAGCUCUGUGCAAAUAUUUCGGCACAUUUCUGUUACGAAACAAACUGCCCAUGAGCCACUUUGAAGGAUGGCAAAAUACAUUUGAAGAUUGCUCAAAGAGCUUAAUCAAAAAGCGAUUGUAAUGCUGCAUCGAUAGGUGAUGAAGAUGAUGUCGUGGGGUGAUGCAUUAUGGCUUGGCUUGACGGCGAGAUUUGCGAGGGUGGGGCGGCUGCGACGAGCCGUGCUCAUGCUAGCCGCGGCCGCCUGCACCGCUGCUGCUGUACUCUACUGGAAACAGCAGACUGACGACAGCGCCAACAGACCGCUUCACUCCAUGUAUUCGGGCAUCGAACCUCAGUGGUCUUGGUUAUGUCAACACGACCGAUGCGAGAGGUAUCAAGCAUCGGAUACGACGACGCUACAGUCGCUGCAGACUUGCAACAUGCUGUGCGCCUCCACCCAGCUCUGGCCACAGCCGACGGGGCCUGUCAGCCUCGCAUCGGCGGCUGUGCCCGUGAGAUCGGACCGCUUCUCCCUCAAAGUUAUAGCGUCACCAUCACGCGACGUCACCAAACACUUAAACGAAGCGUUUAUCGUGAUGCAAAAUCACAUGCGAACUUUAGAACAUGGCGUGGUCGGUGAAAACCGUCGAUCUGACAUAGGACCCCCGCGGGACGUACUGGUGAAGGUAUCCGUGAACGGAUCCGGCGACCCUCGUAUGCGGCUCGACACGAACGAAAGCUACAAACUCGCCUUACGGCCCUCCGGCAAUUCCCUCGUCGUAGACAUCACAGCGCAUUCGUUCUGCGGAGCGAGACACGGCCUCGAAACACUUUUGCAGGUCACCUGGCUGGAUCCGUACGCCGGAUCGCUACUCAUACUAGAAGCGGCAACUGUAGUUGAUGCCCCUCGUUUUCCUUACCGUGGCCUGCUUCUGGAUACGGCUCGUAAUUUUUUCCCCGUCAGUGAGCUUCUCCGCACCAUAGACGCGAUGGCCGCGAACAAACUAAAUACGUUCCACUGGCACGUGAGCGAUUCACAAUCGUUUCCGUGGAAGUUAGACAGCGCACCCCAACUGGCGCAGCACGGCGCCUACGGACCGGGCGCAGUGUACACGUCCGACGACGUGAGAACAAUUGUUAAAUACGCACGCAUCAGAGGAAUCCGGGUGCUGAUGGAAAUAGACACACCGGCGCACGUCGGUCGAGCUUUCGGUUGGGGUCCGGAGGCUGGCCUCGGCCACUUAGCGCACUGCAUAGAGGCGGAACCCUGGAGUUCCUACUGCGGAGAACCUCCGUGCGGCCAACUGAAUCCUCGCAACCCUCACAUAUACGAUUUACUAGAACACGUCUACAGGGAGAUCAUUCAAUUAACUGGGGUCGACGACAUCUUCCACCUUGGUGGCGAUGAGGUGUCGGAACAGUGCUGGGCUAAGCACUUCAAUGAUACGGAUCCGAUGGAUCUUUGGAUGGAGUUCACGCGACAAGCCAUGCACGUUCUCGAACGAGCGAAUGGGGGUAAAGCGCCAGAGCUCACUCUGCUUUGGUCAUCGCGAUUGACGCGCUCCCCGUACCUCGAACGCCUCGACCCAAAACGCUUUGGCGUACAUGUGUGGGGCGCGUCGCAGUGGCCCGAGUCGCGUGCGGUUUUGGACGCCGGCUUCCGAUCGGUGAUCUCGCACGUGGACGCCUGGUACCUCGACUGCGGGUUCGGGUCGUGGCGCGACAGCUCGGACGGACACUGCGGGCCGUACCGGUCGUGGCAGCAGGUGUACGAGCACCGACCGUGGGCGACGGAAACGCCCGAGAGCGCGGCAUGGCCGGUGGAGGGUGGCGCAGCGUGCCAGUGGACGGAGCAGUUGGGUCCGGGCGGGUUGGACGCGCGCGUGUGGCCCCGGACGGCAGCUCUGGCGGAGCGGCUGUGGGCAGACCGUGCCGAGGGCGCCACGGCGGAUGUGUACUUGCGGCUCGACACACAGCGGGCGCGGCUGGUGGCGCGGGGGGUGCGGGCGGCGCCGCUGUGGCCGCGCUGGUGCUCCCACAACCCGCACGCGUGCCUCUAGUGCAGCCCCUCUCCACUACAACGGUACAAUCACAAACUAGAUAAGAAAUCGCCUUUUCGCAUUAAAAUUAUACAAUUUCCAAAAAUAGUCGAAAUUAAAUUCAAAUACGGAAUCAUUUGGUAUAGCCAGUAUUUUUCUCAUAGAUACUGUCAAAAGAGCGAAGUUUAGUUUUAGUUUUUUUGUUAUUUUUAAUUUACCUAUGUUUUGACUACUAUUAACAAAUUUAAUACUUACAUAAUUUUAUCUUACUUUUUAAAAGACAGAUAAUGUAAGUACUGGUAAAAAAA